UGCAGGAAAGCCAGCAAUACCUGUUAAAAAAUAAAACCGCAGAGCAAGUGGCCGCCCUGAAAGGGGACUCCUCCGGAAGGCUCCUCGUCUGCGGCACCUGGGCACCUUGUCCAGGGCCACAACUCUUGCCUGGUGGCUUUGCCAUGGGGUUUCGCAGGAACAGGAAAAUUUGACCCGGUGGUAGUGCCGGUUGGGACUGCUGGCCACAUGGCACUGGGUGUCCUCCCUGCCUUGAGCAGGUCGCUUGAGCUAGGUGGUUGUCAGAGGAGGGGGGGGUCCCAGUGAAGCGCGGGGUGGGGACCCGGGAAGCGCCGUCUCAUGCCCCUCUUGUCUCCCUGCCACGCUGCAGCUCCUGAUCGCUCGCCGGAGGAGAACCAGCUGCUACUUCUACCCCCGCGCCUGGCCCAGCAUCAGGAGCGCAGACUGGUGGGAGCGGGUGGUCCUGAAGGAGUUUGGACCCCAGGACUGGCUGGAGAAGUUCCGGAUGUCUAAGGAGACCUUCUUCUAUGUCUGCAACCAGCUGCGGCCUGGACUGGCUCCGCACAGUGCCCACUUCCACCCCACCCUGCCCCUGGAGAAGAGGGUGGCCGUGGCCCUGUGGCACUUGGCCACCAACGUGGAGUACCAGACUCUCAGCCCGCUCUUCGGCGUGGGGCCCUCCACGGUGCAGACGUGCGUCCGGGAGGUGAGCUACGCCGUCGUCUUGCUGCUGAAGCCCCUCUACCUCCGGCUGCCCAACGAGAAGGAGCUGGAGAACAUGGUGCGCAUCUUUCGCACCCGCUGGGGCUUCCCACACUGCAUCGGCGCCCUGGACAGCCUUCACAUCCCCAUCCAUCCGCCCCUGCGCCUCAGCGCCGACUACUGCAACGGCCAGGGCUGGCACUCCAUCCUGACGCAGGCCACCGUGGACGGGCUGGGCCAGUUUUGGGACGUCUCCACCGCUUUCCCCGGCAGCAUGGAGAACAGCGCGGUCCUGGAGAGCUCCAGCCUGUGGGUGCUGGCCAAGGAGGGCCGGCUGUGCCCCAACCCACCCAAGCACUUCAUGGGGAAGGCGCAGAAGUACGUGCUGCUGGGCGAUGCCACCUACCCCUUGCAAGACUGGAUCCUCAAGCCCUACCAGGAGGACGAGAACCUCACCCAGCGGCAGCUGCAGUUCAACUACCGCCUGAAGCGGGCGCACAGCGUGAUCGAGAACGCCUUCCUGCGCCUGAAGGCACGCUGGCAGAUCCUCCUGAAGUGCGACGACUGCAGCCUGGAGCUGCUGCCCACCCUCGUCCUCGCCUGCUGCAUCCUGCACAACGUCUGUGAAGCCCACGACAACCCCUUCAACGAGGAGUGGCUGGAGGGCACCGAGCCGACCGAGUUGCCCAAGCCCUGCCAGCCCGCACCUGCCGCCAUGGAGGAUGGCCGGGCUGAGCAAGGUUUAAGCGGUCUGGUGGUGUGUUGUGUGCUGCACGAGUAAAGCGGGGAUCGGGGCUGGGCGAGGGAGAGGGCUGCUUGGGUCUCCCUUUCCUGGGAUCACGCCUCUGUCCCAAGGCCCCUCCGCCAGGCCGAAACCAGUAGGAGGCUUGAAAUAAGAAGGCAAAACCCCUUUGAAGGUACGAAACUCGCUGCGUAAACAUGCUUGGGAGGGGAAGGGAAGGAAGAGGCAGAGCAGUGACUUGCCGGGGGGCCGGCACCAGCCUGGAAUG
Haliaeetus leucocephalus (bald eagle) is the source of this 1691-nucleotide messenger RNA. Its product is annotated as putative nuclease HARBI1. Lineage: Eukaryota; Metazoa; Chordata; Aves; Accipitriformes; Accipitridae. Bases 485 to 1462 code for a protein of 325 amino acids. The record is from RefSeq and is a predicted model, not a curated record. The transcript has 2 exons.